AGUAGAGCCUCACACAACAUGGGGGGCGUAGCCCAAUGGACCCGAGGCGUGGUUUUUGCUUGAGUGGCAGGCGUAGGUCCGGUGUGGCGUGUAGUGUCUUUACGUUGCGCUCCAGUACCGGAAGAAUUAACCGUAACGCCUGGAAAUGAUCAAGAAAUUUGAUAAGAAGGAUGAGGAGUCCGGAAGCGGGACCAAUCCAUACCAACAUCUGGAGAAGAGUGCUGUCCUGCAAGAGGCUCGAUUAUUCAACGAAACUCCUAUCAAUCCAAGAAGAUGUCUCCAUAUCCUAACCAAGAUUUUGUACUUGUUGAACCAGGGUGAGCACUUUGGAACAAUGGAAGCUACUGAAGCAUUUUUUGCAAUGACCCGAUUAUUUCAGUCAAACGAUCAAAUCUUGCGGCGGAUGUGUUACCUUACUAUUAAAGAAAUGGCCAAUAUCUCAGAGGACGUCAUUAUUGUCACUAGCAGCCUGACCAAGGACAUGACUGGAAAAGAAGAUGUUUAUAGGGGUCCAGCUAUCCGAGCACUCUGCAGUAUCACUGACGCCACUAUGCUGCAAGCUAUUGAGAGGUAUAUGAAGCAAGCCAUUGUGGAUAAGGUUCCCAGUGUAUCCAGCUCCGCACUGGUGUCUUCAUUACAUAUGAUUAAAGUAAGCCAUGAUGUGGUGAAACGCUGGAUCAACGAGGCUCAGGAAGCUGCAUCUAGUGACAACAUCAUGGUACAGUAUCAUGCACUGGGACUCCUAUACUACUUGCGAAAGAACGAUCGGCUUGGUGUUUCCAAGAUGCUUAACAAAUUCACCAAAUCUGGACUAAAAUCUCCUUUUGCUUACUGUAUGUUAAUACGUAUCGCUAGCCGACUUCUGGAGGAAUCUGAAGAGGGACACAACAGUCCUUUGUUUGAUUUUAUAGAGAGCUGCCUUAGAAACAAACAUGAGAUGGUGGUUUAUGAAGCUGCCUCUGCCAUCAUCCAUCUCCCUAACUGCACAGCAAGGGAGUUGGCACCUGCUGUAUCUGUCCUGCAGCUUUUCUGUAGCUCUCCUAAACCUGCUUUGAGGUAUGCUGCUGUGAGGACGCUUAACAAGGUGGCAAUGAAGCACCCAUCUGCUGUUACUGCAUGCAACCUGGACUUGGAGAACCUAAUCACAGACUCUAACCGUAGCAUUGCAACACUGGCUAUCACCACACUUUUGAAAACUGGAAGUGAGGGCAGCGUGGACAGGCUCAUGAAACAGAUUUCAACCUUUGUGUCUGAAAUCUCUGAUGAGUUCAAAGUGGUUGUUGUGCAAGCUAUCAGUGCCUUAUGUCAGAAGUACCCACGGAAACAUACUGUAAUGAUGACCUUCCUUUCAAACAUGCUCAGGGAUGAUGGGGGAUUUGAGUAUAAACGUGCAAUUGUUGACUGCAUUAUCAGCAUCAUAGAGGAGAAUCCAGACAGUAAGGAGUCCGGAUUAGCCCAUCUGUGUGAAUUCAUCGAGGACUGUGAGCACACGGUACUGGCUACCAAGAUACUUCACUUGUUGGGCAGGGAAGGCCCAAGGACACCCAGCCCAUCAAAGUACAUCCGCUUUAUCUUCAACAGGGUAGUUCUGGAGAAUGAAGCUGUCAGAGCAGCUGCAGUGAGUGCUCUGGCAAAGUUUGGUGCCCAGAAUGAAUGUCUCCUGCCCAGCGUCCUAGUUCUUUUACAGAGGUGCAUGAUGGACAGCGAUGAUGAGGUGCGGGACAGAGCAACAUUUUAUUUCAACGUGUUGAAGCAGAAACAGUUAGCGCUCAAUGCUGCCUACAUUUUCAAUGGCCUGACUGUUUCUAUACUUGGGAUGGAGAAAGCCUUACACCAGUACACUCUGGAACCUUCAGAGAAACCAUUUGACAUUAAGAGUGUUCCCUUAGCCACUGUUCCUUUUAUGGAACAAAAAACAGAUCUGGCACCCAUGACUAGUAAGCAACCUGAGAAAGUGGUGCCUGCCCGUCAAGACAUCUACCAAGAACAACUGUCUGCCAUACCUGAAUUCAAGAACUUGGGUCCCCUUUUCAAAUCCUCUGAACCCGUACAACUUACAGAAGCAGAAACAGAGUACUUUGUGCGCUGUAUCAAACAUGUAUUUGCAGAUCAUAUUGUAUUCCAGUUUGACUGCACCAACACACUGAACGACCAGCACUUGGAGAAGGUAACUGUGCAAAUGGAGCCAUCAGAAGCUUACGAAGUGAUUCACUACGUGCCCGCACAGAGCCUAACUUACAAUCAGCCUGGAAUCUGUUAUACCCUAGUCAGGCUUCCUGAAGAUGACCCUACCGCAGUGUCUUGCACUUUUAACUGUACAAUGAAGUUUGUGGUCAAAGACUGUGACCCGCAAACUGGUGUACCAGACCACGAAGGCUACAGUGAUGAAUAUGUGCUAGAAGACUUGGAGGUGACUCUUGCAGAUCACAUUCAGAAAGUGUUGAAGCCUAAUUUUGGAGCCGCAUGGGAAGAGAUUGAUGAUGUGUAUGAGAAAGAGGAAACCUUUGCCCUCAGCACAACAAAAACACUGGAAGAGGCUGUUACAAACAUCAUUAAAUUCUUGGGGAUGCAGCCAUGUGAGAGGUCUGAUAAAGUGCCUGAGAACAAGAACUCCCAUGUGCUAUAUCUCUCAGGUGUCUAUAGAGGUGGUCAUGAUGUUCUGGUCAGAUCUAGACUUGCCUUGGCUGAUGGAGUCACCAUGCAAGUUACAGUCAGAAGCACAGAUGAAACUCCAGCUGAAGUCAUUAUAGCAUCUGUAGGAUAGAUGUUUUCAGAUACAACUCACCCCCUACCCCCAAACAUUUCAGGAAAACAUUUGUUCACACCCUUAAAAUACCAUUCACAUGAGGAACCUUGUUUUUUUUUCUGUGUCUUAUGUAUAGCUAACCAAGACUGCUACACAAUUUUUUGGCCUUGGAGGUCAUUGUGGCAGUACUGUUGGUUCUGUUCAAGACCGUAGCAAUUGCCCAUUCCAGUGUAUGUGUUUAUGCGAUGCAUGAGAAUGUUUGUUUUUAUUUACGCCCAUUGUUCUUUUUACAGAGUUUGUAGAUAAAGAAUACACCUAUUUUCCCAAAUGUGAUAUCCUUCUUGCAGCCUUGGAACUGUGACAAUCUCUAAAGCAUUAUUAUUUUUCCCUUUGAAAAACAUGUUGGUUAUAAGUAACACAAAAUGAACUUAGACAGAUGUUUCUAAAUAACUUGGUCAUUAGAAUGUAUGUUCCUAGAAAGAAAAUUCUUGAUUAAUUAGAAUUUCAAAGUGUACUACUUACAUUGUAGUGCAUCCUGUUAACAUUUUAGCUUGAAAUGGCAUAAUAUAUAAUUUAGGUGUCCUAAAGCCCUACAGGAUAAGCUGUUGACAAUGUUUUUGACACCCUACAGUCUUGCACAUUGAAUACACUCCCAAGUUACCUGAAUUGUAUUUUAUAUUUUCUUAAAAUCUCCUUAAAUUCUACUUUUUUGAGACUUAUUUCCUCUUGAAAAUAUAAACAGGAUACCCCAAUUAAGUCACAUUACAUUUUGAAAUAAAUGACCUUUGAUAUUGUGUACCAUA
This is a messenger RNA of Spea bombifrons (plains spadefoot toad), 3549 nucleotides long. RefSeq names its product COPI coat complex subunit gamma 2 (gene COPG2). The record is from RefSeq and is a predicted model, not a curated record. Lineage: Eukaryota; Metazoa; Chordata; Amphibia; Anura; Pelobatidae. Gene Ontology annotation, cellular component: endoplasmic reticulum-Golgi intermediate compartment; Golgi membrane; COPI vesicle coat. The transcript is spliced from 24 exons. Gene Ontology annotation, molecular function: structural molecule activity. The coding region runs from base 146 to 2764 and encodes 872 amino acids. Gene Ontology annotation, biological process: intracellular protein transport; organelle transport along microtubule; intra-Golgi vesicle-mediated transport.